Nematostella vectensis (starlet sea anemone) is the source of this 2211-nucleotide messenger RNA. RefSeq lists its product as uncharacterized. The transcript has a single exon. Gene Ontology annotation, molecular function: zinc ion binding; mRNA binding. The record is from RefSeq and is a predicted model, not a curated record. NCBI's taxonomy places the organism in Eukaryota, Metazoa, Cnidaria, Anthozoa, Actiniaria, Edwardsiidae. Bases 524 to 1174 code for a protein of 216 amino acids. Gene Ontology annotation, biological process: oogenesis; negative regulation of translation. Gene Ontology annotation, cellular component: perinuclear region of cytoplasm.
GCCCAAUCGGCCAAUAACAGUGAGACUCCGGGAUCAUCGGUUGUCUCACCAGAAUCGUUUGCUUGCCUUAACACGCUGCGAAUUGCCUUGCGAAUAAGUGAGCACGCGCGCUGAUUGGUGCGCGAAGUUAAUCCAUUUCACUGUGAACAAUGAGGCCACAUGUGUGUCUUGAUACUACUAUGAGCUAUUUUCCGCGUCUUUUUUGAAAAAUAUUCAGCGGGCCCCUGAUUAGUGGACAAUACAAUUCGCAAAGAGCCGUCGGCAGCUGCGUGACCUGGCGAGCGGAUAAAACCGAACGCGAGUGCACCUCUCGUAACUUAGCUCUGACCAUUGAGAGAGCGGCACCCAACUUCCUCUCCGCACCCGGGAAAGGCUUAUAAGAGGGAGGCUAUAAAAACAGCGGGCCAGACUUGAGUGUGAGGGGGACUUGAUGCAAGAGUGAUUUGAAUACUUGAAGGAGGUGUAAGAGCUGCUAAAAGCGUGCAACAACUGUCAACAACACAUCGACUUUUGGGCUCGAAGCAUGGGAGAUGAAAUGCUAAGUGUUUUCUACCACGGUGAUCUUUAUGGUGGUAGUGGCGGUAAAUUGAGCAUGGGAGGAAUGGAGACUUUCAAGGACACCUUGGAUGAUCAGGACGAGUUUAGACUCUUUCGCGACUACUUUGGCUUAAUUCACCUCGUUCAAAACCGCGGUGUGGUUGAAGACGAAGACAGCGUGGUGGACCAGUUUUUUAAUUUCACGUAUAAGCGCACUCGCAUGGAUAGUAUCGGCUCCGAUCGUGAUUCUGUCACGAGCUCCGGCUCGAGCGCGGGGAGUGCCGAGUUCGAGUUUAAGAUGGAGCCACACUUUGGCUCCAAGGCUGUUGGGUCGUCGCUUCUUCCAGGGACAAGGUCCCUAACAAAACGAACUGACAUUGACACCGCGGCGCGCAAUCGCAAAAACCGCGAGAACAAGAAAAACCGCAACGCGAACGUGUGCGUGUUCUGUAGAAAUAACGGAGAGAGCAAGAAAGUUUACUCCAGCCAUGUGCUCAAAGAUGCGGAGGGAAAUACUACAUGUCCCAUUCUGCGGGCGUACACAUGCCCUCUGUGCAAGGCCUCGGGAAGUCAAUCACACACCAUCAAGUACUGUCCGAAAAACAAAAAUGGGAGCAAACUUCAAGCAAAAGUCUGAAAGCGUCUCAGGAACUCUGGAGAAUUGAGGGUACACAAAAUUAAGCCUUUAAAUAAUGUUUGAAUUACCUUUUAGCAGAAUUGGCUUUUUGUUUGCUAAUGUGUUAGGCGAGUUUUGGGUUUUGCAAGAUAUAUUAAUUGUAAACACGUAUUGAACGGACCUCCCCAGGGAAGGGAAAACGGGAAACAGUCAUUCGCAUACUCUUCAUACUAGUGACCAAGGUACAAGCCUCAACUAGUGAGGUAACCAACAACAAAUACAAGAGUCAUUUAAAAGGAAAAGUUAAUUCAAACUGUCGAUGUGUUAGAAAGGACUAGACGAUAAUGUGAUAAAUAUUCCUUUAACGGCUGCAAUAUGUUAUUGAAACUCCCGUUAUUAGUGGGAAUACAAUUGAUUUUUCACAACACUUUUAUCGCGUUAAGCUUUUCUAUGUGAUUCAUAGGUAUCACAAUCUCACUGCUAAACAGAAAAGUUGCACCUCAAUUUGCGGCGGGUUGCCACAAAAUAACCGUCAAAAUAUUCUCUAUUAAUUCUAUAUCAAAUAUUAUACGAAUCAAAUGAAUCCAACGUAUGGAAUAUCAAUAUAUUUCUCAAACAAAAAACCUUUACCCUAUUGGUAAAGUGAUUAUUAUUGUUGAUUGUAAAAUAUAUUUAGAUCAAUAAUGUGCGGUUAGAAAGAAUGCAGAGAGAUAUUCCAUUGAAAUUCUCUUAAAUCCAUUGACCUUUGGUAUUACCAGUCAAUGCAGUUGUACUCUAUAUACUCAAAUCAAAAAACGUGUUCUGUACGCGUUAGACUUAAUGUAAAUAGUUUAUUCUGAAAAUUUAACGCCUAUUGAUAUAGUCUCCAAGAGACCUACAAAAUGGUAGUUCUUAUGUCUUGUAGCAAAGUUCCUGCUUGUAAGGCAUGUGUCUGAGAAAAGAUCGAUUUUGAAUAUUUGACCAUGCUGGUGUUGUAUUAUGGCUAAGGGCUUUGUGCAUACAAAUCUAUUAAUUCGUUCUUCAUCAAUUGUUAUGGAAUAAAUCGAAACGCAAACUUC